Molecule: messenger RNA, 772 nt
Organism: Olea europaea var. sylvestris
Lineage: Eukaryota; Viridiplantae; Streptophyta; Magnoliopsida; Lamiales; Oleaceae
Product: vacuolar protein sorting-associated protein 2 homolog 3-like
Exons: 7
Coding region: 31-426 (131 amino acids)
Biological process (GO): late endosome to vacuole transport; endosome transport via multivesicular body sorting pathway; protein transport
Cellular component (GO): ESCRT III complex; multivesicular body
Source: RefSeq, a predicted model, not a curated record
AUAGCCAACUUACAAGGUAGUCGAGCUCAGAUGAGAGGCAUAGCGACUCACACCCAGGCAAUAUCUGCUCAAUCUUCUGUUGCUGUUGGUAUGAAAGGUGCAAGCAAAGCUAUGGCAGCCAUGAAUAAGCAAAUGGCACCUGCAAAGCAGGCAAAGGUGAUUCAAGAAUUUCAGAAACAAUCUGCACAAAUGGAUAUGACAACGGAAAUGAUGUCAGACGCCAUAGAUGAUGCUUUGGAUAAUGAUGAAGCUGAGGACGAAACUGAAGAGUUAACAAACCAGGUGCUGGAUGAAAUUGGCGUGGAUAUUGCCUCCCAGUUGUCAACCGCUCCCAAAGGAAAAAUUGCUGGGAAGAACACUGAGGAUGUUGGAAGUUCGGGCGUUGACGAACUGGAGAAGAGGUUGGCUGCCCUCAGAAAUCCUUGAGCUGCAUGCAAUCUGAAUUGUCAAUAUUGUCCUUUCUGAGUCGACUAUUGCUGCUUCUCCAUGCUGAUUGAAUUUCCCAAAGAUGUGCAUAGUUCCAUUAACACACUCGGUCGGUCAUCCACCUCGUAUUGUUCCUUCCUUUUUCUUUUCAGAUGUAUUUGGAAGAUCGUAUUGUGAUCGACAUGCGAAUCUAUCAAGUUCUUAUUAACCUUCAAUGCUUAUGUUUCUGCUCAUUCACGGUUAUCUGUUCGUAGGAAAAUUGGAACACAGCUCUUGAUGUGCCGUUUAACACCAUUUUUGUGCAUUUUCAAUUGCAACAACUUUUCGGGAGUUUUACUUUUCAGAA